UGAAUGGCAAAUGCUGCCAUGAGCGGACGACUUGCAAAGAAACGAAGCGCCUUGCUUACAAAUCAAACCUUCUGCAAACUGGAGGCUGUAGUCUUGAAAUUCUAAUUACUCCAAUUCAUAAGAAACGGUUCCCUACUUGCGUAUGACACUCCACGCAACCUGGGCAGGCUGACUACAGCCCUCAUGCGCCGGUCGGUCGCUCCACUAUUAAGACAUGAAGACACAAUUUCACGGUGCUCUGAGUUUGCUAGUCUUUCUUUUAUCGAUAGUCGGAACCUACGCGCUUGCUCCCCGUGGGUUGAAGUUCCGCAUCCCCUGGACACGAUGGAGCUUCCGCGUCUCCUUCUGCUGGGUGCCGUGGUUCGCUGCGCUUCUACUGCUUAUCUUUCAAGCAAUUACACUUGAGGACAUCGGCAACGGCCUUGCUGGCGACGGCAGCCUACAGCCAGCUCCCAUCAUCUUGACCUACCUUUCGCUCUCCUACCUAGCCAUAUGCUGUGAAAUUACUGGCCUCUACUCCUGGCUAGCCCUCCACGCAGCCAAACUUACAAACGGAAAACCUCUUCUGCUGAUAAUUACCUUUUUCGGACUGUCAGGCGCCAUCACAUCUUUGACCAGCGCCGAUGUCAGCCUGGUUGCGCUGACGCCCAUGGUUGUCUACACCGCCUCCGCCGCCCAGCUGGACCCCAUGUCCCUGGCCGCGACCCACUUGGGCGCCUCCGCGGUGUGGGGCCUGCUGGUGCCGGUCGCGGGCCCUGCCAACAUCCUGCUGGUGCGCUCCUUCGGACUCACUUUCCUGGGCUACAUGGGCUGGAUGCUGCUGCCCACGCUAGCCGCCGCUGUGGUGGUGCUGGGCCUGCUGCACCUGCUGCUGCACCGCCGCCACCUGGCAGCCGCCCCGCGCUGGGACAGCAGCAGCAGCGGCAGCGGCCCCCACCCAGACCCCAGCAUAGUGCUGCAUGACCAGGUUGGCGCCUCCCUCAGCUGCGCCUGCCUGUGCGGCUGCCUGCUGUGUCUGGCCGCAGCGCCCAUGCUGCGCUGGCGCGGGUGGCUGGUGGCGUGUGUGUUUGCGGUGCUGGCAGG
Messenger RNA from Astrephomene gubernaculifera, 1083 nucleotides. NCBI's taxonomy places the organism in Eukaryota, Viridiplantae, Chlorophyta, Chlorophyceae, Chlamydomonadales, Astrephomenaceae. The record is from the annotation of a GenBank genome assembly.